Molecule: messenger RNA, 1632 nt
Organism: Grosmannia clavigera kw1407
Lineage: Eukaryota; Fungi; Ascomycota; Sordariomycetes; Ophiostomatales; Ophiostomataceae
Product: major facilitator superfamily transporter monosaccharide
Exons: 2
Coding region: 1-1632 (543 amino acids)
Biological process (GO): carbohydrate transport; transmembrane transport
Cellular component (GO): plasma membrane
Molecular function (GO): carbohydrate:proton symporter activity
Source: RefSeq, a predicted model, not a curated record
AUGGCCACUCAAACAGUGACAUCACGGGCCGGUAUAACCCCCGCCUUGCCGGAGAACAGCAGCGGCACCACCACACCCAGAGUCGAAAAGAUGCAGCCCGGCCUCGUCGACGGUCCUGUCCAUGCUGUCAAUGUUCGCACCAUCGUCAUGGGAAUAAUUGUUUCCACAACUGGAUUCAUGUUCGGCUACGAGGGUGGGUCUAUCGGCGGCUACGUCGAGAUGAUGAACUUCCGCGAGCACUUCGGUGAUACCAUCAACUCCUCCGGCGAAAUCACUCUAGGCAAGGUCCGCACCGGCUGCAUGGUCGCCUUUCUUUGCAUUGGCUGUCUGCUUGGUUCCCUGAUCAGCGCCCCGUUCGCCGACCGCUUCGGCCGAAAGUACUGCAUUGCCGCCUGGAGCACCCUCCAUAUUGUCGGCAAUAUUGUCCAGAUAUCCGCCUCCAAGCAUUGGUACCAGGUCCCCAUCGGCCGCCUCGUGGCCGGCCUCGCUGUCGGAGCUUGCUCUGUGCUCGCACCCAUGUACCAGAGCGAGACUGCACCUCGCCAGGUCCGCUCUGUCCUGGUUAGUGCCUACCAGCUAUUCAUCACGCUCGGCAUCUUUACGGCCUACUGCAUCAACUACGGCACCGAGACCAGAAAUGACACCGGCUCAUGGCGCAUCACCAUGGGCUGCGGCUUUAUCUCGCCCGUGGUUAUCGGUGUUGGCAUGCUCUUUAUGCGCGAGUCGCCGCGCUGGGACUUUAGCCACGGCCACCCUGAAGCUGCUGCCCUUACCCUCUCGCUCGUUUCCAAGGUGCCUAUCGAGCAUGUUGAGAUUCAGCAUGAGCUAGCCGAGAUGCGCGAAAAGCUCGCCGAGGAGGCAAACCAAGGUGAAACGAAGUGGCACGAGAUUUUCACCGGCCCCGCCAUGGCCCGGCGUACGAUUGUUGGUGUCCUUAUUCAGGCGCUUCAGCAACUCACCGGUGCAAACUUUUUCUUUUACUACGGUACCCAGAUCUUUAGCUCCGUCGGCAUCUCCAACUCAUACGUAACCUCUAUGAUCCUGGGCGGCGUCAACUUUGGUUCCACUAUUGUGGGUCUCUGGGUUAGUCAACGCUUUGGUCGUCGUCUCUGCCUUAUAGUCGGCGGCGUCUGGAUGGGCAUAUGCUUCCUUGUCUUCGCUUCUCUCGGCUCCUUCUCUCUCUACCCCGACUCGAACUUCAGCGACCCGAACGCGGUCACCAGCCGCGGCACUGGUGGCGCUAUGAUUGCCUUUGCCUGCCUCUUUAUCUUCGGCUUUGCUACCACUUGGGGCUGUCUUUGCUGGGCCAUUGCUGGUGAGAUGUACCCAUCGCGUCACCGUGCCCGCUGCAUGGCUCUUUGCAUGGCCAGCAAUUGGCUGUGGAACUUUUUGAUCUCCUUCUUUACCCCAUUUAUCACGGCCGCGAUCAACUACCGCUACGGCUAUGUCUUUGCCGGGUGCUGCUUUGCGGGCGCCUUGUUGGUCUUCUUCUUCAUCAUCGAGUCGCACAACCGCAGCCUUGAGGAGGUUGAUACUAUGUAUGUCAGGGGCGUUGUCCCAUGGAAGAGUGCCAGCUGGACCCCCGACGACGAAGGUCCGGAGAACGGCGAGAACGGUGAGAAGGCUUCUUGA